GCGUACUGCUUAUUGCGCAUGCGUACGUCAAUCAUAAUAAAUUGACAGGGCACCUGCAGCCGGAUGAUAACACUAUGAUGCUGAAUGAUGAUGCUGACUGAAACGUAACGAUUAAAAAUACAUUGAAAUAUAUUUUUCACAGAAUUCAUAGGUACUUUAUCUCAAAAUGCUUGACCCUUCAUCAAGCGAAGAAGAAUCAGAAAAUGAAACUGUUGAGGAUGAAAAUUCGGACGUCCUCAGCAUCCCAAGUGUUGAGCAGAGAAGUUUGUCAACCAGUGGGGACAACUUGAGUGUCGUUACAGGGGCACAGGUGCAUUCACGGUCUAAUAGCAUUCGACCAGGGAGUCCGAGUAUCCAACCUGUUGAACGUGAAAAGUUAGUUGAACAUGAAGCAGAUAAAUUGGAAAAAGAGGAAGAAGAAAGAAAGAAAAGGUUACAAUUGUAUGUGUUUGUAAUGAGAUGCAUAGCCUACCCUUUCAAUGCUAAACAACCAACAGACAUGGCUAGAAGACAAACUAAAAUAACCAAACAACAACUUCAAACUAUAAAAGAGAGAUUUCAUGCUUUUUUGAAUGGGGAGACUAGUAUAGUAGCUGAUGAAGCAUUUACAAAUGCUGUUCAAAGCUAUUAUGAAGUGUUUCUGAAAAGUGAUAGGGUAAUGAACAUGGUAAAAAGUGGGGGAUCAUCUGCUAAUGAUUUUCGCGAGGUUUUCAAAAAUAAUUUUAAAAAACGUUUUUAA
Molecule: messenger RNA, 739 nt
Organism: Ruditapes philippinarum (Manila clam)
Lineage: Eukaryota; Metazoa; Mollusca; Bivalvia; Venerida; Veneridae
Product: calcium-dependent secretion activator 1-like
Exons: 1
Coding region: 167-739 (190 amino acids)
Biological process (GO): dense core granule exocytosis; synaptic vesicle exocytosis
Source: RefSeq, a predicted model, not a curated record